AUGGCAGACCAGAACGAUCAAUCUCCCUCCAACUCAACCUAUCCUCAACGACGUCGCUCAUCCUUUGUCGGUCAAGCAUUCAGCGACAUGUUUAACCGCAGCAGCCGCCCGUCCGAGUCCUCCGGCACCAGCCCUCCUGCCCAGGGUCCCAUUGCUACAGCCGCCGCUGAAGCCAGCCGCCGUCGUCUCUCAAUCAGUACCCUCGGUAUGGGUACUUCCCCCAAUCAGAGCUCGCCCAUGUCGGCUAGAAUGCGAGGUGAGAGUGUUUCCAGCUCUACAGUCGACGAGUCAGCAAUCGACGACGAACCUUCUUCUGCCGCCCCUGCCAGCAGCGGCCCCUUUGCUCGUCGAGUCAGCUUCGGAGCACGAGCUCUCAAGGACAUGAAGGGUGGUUCGGGAUCGGUGCCAGCAGGUAGGCCCACCGCCACCGUUACUAUACCAGAAGAAGAAGUCGUAGACGGGCAGAAGAAGACUUUGGCCCCGACCUCCUCCUCACUGGGUCGUCGAGAGGGUUUCAACUGGGCCGACAACAUGCGUUCCCGUGCCGAAAGGGGCUCCAUCUCAGGCAUGUCUGCUUCUCCUCCUACCGGAGGCUGGACUCACGCUCGCUCCAAGAGCAUCGCCGUCAUGGACACUCCUGUCAGAGACAACCCCAAGCCAGUUAAUGUCCCCGACCAGUUCCAGGAGAGGAUCCUUAAAGGCGAUUUUUAUAUGGACUAA
Messenger RNA from Aureobasidium melanogenum CBS 110374, 720 nucleotides. RefSeq lists its product as uncharacterized. The transcript has 2 exons. Bases 1 to 720 code for a protein of 239 amino acids. The record is from RefSeq and is a predicted model, not a curated record. Lineage: Eukaryota; Fungi; Ascomycota; Dothideomycetes; Dothideales; Saccotheciaceae.